Messenger RNA from Zootermopsis nevadensis, 1461 nucleotides. The record is from RefSeq and is a predicted model, not a curated record. NCBI's taxonomy places the organism in Eukaryota, Metazoa, Arthropoda, Insecta, Blattodea, Termopsidae.
AAUACUAGCUAAAAGAAGUUGCAGGAACUGAUUUUUUGUUCAGCUUUGCAGAGCAUGGAAAAUACAUUUCAUAAAUGGUCAUUCCUUUCUUCGAUAAACAUCCUCUACAGUAUUAAUUCAAUUAAAUGGCCAUUAUGAUUACAAUGACGUCAACGCAGUUUAGUACAAUUUUCGUCGUCCACCUGGAUACAUUUUAUUUGCUUCCACCAUUUAUACGCUUUGAAUGAUUACCCCCAUGUUGUUGAUGUAUGAUAACGUUGUAUUCACCAUGAGUUGUAAGCCUAUGCCUUUGAAUCAUUGUCUUCGAUGUAAUUAAUGGUAAUGACAAAAGCGCUAUAAUUUCUUUUCAAGAAUAAUGUUUUAUAAUACUGGCUGGCAGUUGAUAACAUAAGGCUGUGAAAAUGGCAAGGAUAGUUAAAGCACUUACAGCAGUACGGAACAACUGGAAGAAGUCUGUUUUUAUUUGCGCAGCUGCUUCAUACGGCUUACAGUAUGCGGUGGACAAGUAUAAUUCCUUCCAGCUUAUGCGGGGGUACUGUGAAGAAGCUUUGCAGUAUGGAGAAAUACCAGUGUUAAAUGGGAGCAGACCUAGACACAUAACCAUCAUUCUUAAUCCUGUAGCUAACAAGAGAAAAUCAAAAAAGAAUUUUGACAAGUACUGUGCUCCUCUGCUGCAUUUGGCAGGCAUCAGCGUGAAUAUUAUACAGACCGAAUCUGAAGGUCAAGCACGGGGGCUGGUUGAAUCAUUGGAUGAGGUUGUGGAUGCCAUAGUUAUCGCUGGAGGAGACGGGACAGUCUCUGAGGCUGUGACUGGCUUGUUGCGUCGAGCUGAUGGAGAUCUUGCAGUGCAGAGAAAGUUUCCGAUUGGUAUCCUGCCACUCGGACGAACGAACACUGUCGGUACUUCUUUAUUUUUCGACUCGGAUAAGGUAAAAAUGAUGGCUGAAGCUACAAUGGCAGUCGUCAAAGAAAUUACUAAACCCGUCGAUGUAAUCAAAAUUGAAGUUCUUGAGACGGAACAAGAACUUCCUGGCAAGGCCGUGUACUGUUUGGGUGGGAUCCAGUGGGGUGCCUAUCGUGAUGCCCAUGCAAAGAGAGAUAAGUACUGGUACUGGGGAGCGCUGCGCUCAUAUGUAACUUACGUUUUCACGGGGUUGAAGAGCGACGAAUCUGACGUAUCGUGGCAGUGCAAGGGAGUGCUCAGCUAUAUUCUACCGUGCAGCGGUUGCUCCAGGUGCAUUCAACCUGUUGAAACGGACACAUCCACUCGUCGCUGGUGGCACGUGUUUGUUUCAAGACAGAUCGUGGAACCAGUUUCGAAGGAUUAUAGUAAAGUCAUAAAUGAACACUGUGGAACAAAAUUGCAGAAAGAGAUUUCAGCAGUUGAUUUGUCUCUUACAACAGCAAAUGUUAGUCCCAACUGCUUCAGGGAUGGAGACCCACACAUCAAGGUGGAAUUAG